Messenger RNA from Funneliformis mosseae, 353 nucleotides. Lineage: Eukaryota; Fungi; Glomeromycota; Glomeromycetes; Glomerales; Glomeraceae. The record is from the annotation of a GenBank genome assembly.
AUGUUAAAACCUGGUGGUUAUUUGGAGUUGAUGGAAUGUAACGUAUUAUCUGAAAGAUUAGGUCCAACUUCAUUUAAAUUCGCAUCUGCUUUGAAGAAUAUAUUCGAUCAACGAGGACUUGAAACAAAAAUGGUUUCAAAAUUAAAAUCUUAUAUUGAGCAACAAGGACAAUUUGAAGAGAUCAAAGAUGAAAUCAAACAUUUAAGCGGAGGCUCUGAAGCCGGUAAACUUGGUCAAGCACUUAAUGACGAUAUCAUAAGUGUUUUCAAAAAUGUAGAAGUCUUGUUGGUUCCAGAUUUACAAGUCACUCCCGAAGAAUAUGAAAAAGACUUAAAGGACAUAAAACAAGAAUG